Porites evermanni is the source of this 393-nucleotide messenger RNA. The record is from the annotation of a GenBank genome assembly. NCBI's taxonomy places the organism in Eukaryota, Metazoa, Cnidaria, Anthozoa, Scleractinia, Poritidae.
AUGACGCCGCUCUUAACGAGCACUCCAUUAGUAUCACCGCCUGCUCCGUUCUUCUUGGGGAUUGUGAGAAUGAAGUCUCAAUUGUUAAGAUCUACAAGUUCCCUGAUGAGAUGCCUGACUGUCGUUAUUGGCCGUUUAGCUCACUACGGCAGAGUAAUUUCCUUUCGACGCGACCGCGUGGCGGACACCAUUUUCAACGGUGUUCGUAUCGCGAGAAUGUUUAUUGAGCGACCUAUUCCCGCUCAGACCUUCAUUGCCGGCGAGUUCGUACGUUUUUGGUACCCGUCCCAACUCAAGACUUGCCGCAAAUGCAGUUCAGAAGACCAUCUCGCGGCCGCCUGCAAGUCCCAACGUUGUUUUAAUUGCGAGCGACACGGCCACUGCGCGGAGUAA